AUGGAGAUGGGUAAAAGAGCCGGUAAGACUGAGGCCGAUUCAUCUUGUACGGAUGAAGAAGUGCAGGCAAGAGAGCGGCAAUUGAAUCAGGCGAUUAAAGAUGAUUUAAUUGGGAUUGACGACCUCGCACAAGGCCUUGAUGAUGAUUCCAUCAUAGACGAGGAUGGACAAGACUUUGAAGACAAUCAGCCGGAUUCUCAAGAGGAUUCCUCGUCUGGUGAUUUUAUGGACGAGGAGUUGCCUGACAAGGACGCCUUUUCAACCGAGAAAAUAGACAGCAACGACUUCCUCGAUGACGACGAUGAAACGAACACGUACACCAACGAUAGACACUACUCUCAAGAUCCUAGUGAUGCCCCAAUUGCAUCUUUAGACCUGAAUGAGUUGUAUGUCCGACGCCUUCCCCCUGAAAUCGCGCCGCGUAGCCUGAGUAAUUUCAAUCAUGAAAUUACCCCAACGCCUGAACUGGUGAAGUUUACUUGCAGCUUCUUGGCGCCACCGCCAUCACUUAGCAAGGUUCCCAAUAAUUUUUUUCUGCAAUGUUAUAAAAAGUACCGAUCCAAUCAUGGCAUUACUGGAAAGGAAAAUCUACCCAAAACCGCUUUGACGGCGCCAAACGAACCUCCGCUGCUGAUAUGGCGCUGGGUGCGAGUUCAAAAAAUCUAUCUCGCGCUCAACCCCGAGCAGCGACUGACGAUGCGGAAGAUCUACAAAGGCUUUGUAAAUUUUCUACGCCUGCAUGGCGAGCUAUUUGAGCUGAGUGAGGAUUUGAUGCACGUCAUCGCUCAUGAUCCUCAGGGCAUCUUGGCGCCCAUCGUUCCCACACAAAAAGAUUUCCGUUUCCAACAGCGGGUGGUGCUCCCGAGCGAUUUCGACGACGACACCCGCUCUACCGCCGCCCUGAUUGGCGAGAAGGCUCGCCAAAAAUACCAAGCGAUAUUAGGGAAUAGUCAGAUCCCCACCUUACGUAAACAACUCAUUUUGCUCGAUCCUCAUAACCCUCUUCUCAAUCGCGACGUUUGGUGUGAUGAGGUUGCUCAGCUGCUGCCCAACGAUCGUGCUAUCAAAAAAAACACAAUGCUAACGAAAUUGCCACCUAUUUUAAAGGCUGCUUUAGGGCGACACGCUAAAGCCCAUUUAGUACCGCAUACUAACGAAUAUUUUACUAUUUUCAUCGAUGAAGGGGUUAGUAUGAUACAGAAAACGAAACUUUAUAAGACUAAAGAACUUCAAUUGCCUUUAUUAAGUUCGGAUGAUAGCGUGGAGGCUCUGCGCGCAGCCGUACCCGUAGGCGGCGCCACGCUCUUAGCUCUUCAGUAUUUACACCUUUCCAAACCCGCGGUUAAAGGGUUAAAAGAACACUUUGGGGGCAUUUACACCGCCGUGAAGGCUCAUCCGCAGUAUUUUAAUAUUUGUUCUAGCCCCACCGGUAAAUUGGCCGAUUCAUUGGUUACGAUAAUUGAGUAG
This is a messenger RNA of Phytomonas sp. Hart1, 1467 nucleotides long. Lineage: Eukaryota; Euglenozoa; Kinetoplastea; Trypanosomatida; Trypanosomatidae. The record is from the annotation of a GenBank genome assembly.